Messenger RNA from Hyla sarda, 2150 nucleotides. Its product is annotated as sodium- and chloride-dependent neutral and basic amino acid transporter B(0+)-like. The coding region runs from base 196 to 1878 and encodes 560 amino acids. The transcript has 14 exons. Gene Ontology annotation, molecular function: L-proline transmembrane transporter activity. Lineage: Eukaryota; Metazoa; Chordata; Amphibia; Anura; Hylidae. The record is from RefSeq and is a predicted model, not a curated record. Gene Ontology annotation, biological process: sodium ion transmembrane transport. Gene Ontology annotation, cellular component: membrane.
UCCUCUUUGUAUCUCCAGAAUAAUGAUGUGAGUGUGACAGAUCCUGAAGAAAAUCUAGAGCGGGAGUUCUGGUCCAGCAAAACGGAUUAUCUCCUUUCCUUGGUGGGAUAUGCGGUGGGACUCGGAAACGUCUGGAGAUUUCCAUACCUUGCUUUUAAGCAUGGAGGAGGAGCAUUUCUUAUCCCGUAUGUGAUCAUGCUGGCGCUGGCUGGUUUACCUUUAUUAUUACUUGAGUGCUCUCUUGGACAGUUUGCAAGUUUAGGUCCAAUUGAAAUAUGGAGGAUUGCACCACUUUUCCAAGGUGUUGGUUUUACCAUGGUGGUGAUAUCUACAUUAGUAUCUAUAUACUACAAUGUGAUUAUAGCCUACAGUCUCUUUUAUUUAUUUUCCUCAUUCCGAAGUUAUCUGCCCUGGUCUGACUGCUUUGAGUGGGCCGACGGUAAUUGUCAAAGCAGCUUACAUGUAUACCACUGCAAUGUGACUCUAGAGAAUGCUACACUAGUAAUGAAUGUAUCGUGGGCCGACGGAAACAACCUCACCUGCUCUGCUCGAAACGGCACAGAGUUACCCAGCAAACAGUAUUGGGACAAAGUGGCUCUGAAGAGAUCGAGUGGUAUGGACGAGACUGGGCAGGUGGUUUGGCACUUAGCCCUCUGCCUGCUACUGGCAUGGAUCAUAACUGCUGCUGCCCUGGUGAAAGGAAUAAAAUCUUCUGGAAAGGUGGUAUAUGUCACUGCAGUAUUCCCAUAUAUUGUCCUUAUUAUUCUUCUCGUCAGAGGGGCAACUUUGGAGGGAGCCAGAGAUGGCAUUGAAUAUUAUAUUGGACAACAGUCUGACAUUACAAAACUAAGUAAUGGGGAAGUCUGGAGAGAUGCUGCCACCCAGAUAUUCUACUCUCUAAACACGGCUUGGGGAGGGCUGAUCGCUCUUUCAUCUUAUAAUAAGUUUCAAAACAACAGUUACUGGGAUUCCAUCAUUGUCUCUAUUAUCAAUUGCCUAACCAGCAUCCUUGCGGGAUUCUCUAUCUUUUCCAUCCUUGGGCAUAUGGCUUUGGUGUCAGGAAAAAAAGUUUCUGAAGUGGUGGAUGAAGGAUUUGGGUUAGCUUUUAUUGCUUACCCUGAUGCAUUGGCAAAAUUGCCAAUUUCUCCUCUCUGGUCAAUUCUAUUCUUUUGCAUGCUGUUGGCUUUGGGACUUGACUCACAGUUUGCUCUAAUAGAAACUCUCACUACUACAAUACAAGACGUGUUUCCAGCAUUAAUGAAAAAAAUGAGGAUUCCCCUUACUGCAGCAAUAUGUGCCAUGUUAUUUCUCCUUGGGCUUCCUUGUGUGACUCAGUCGGGCAUAUACUGGGUAAAUCUCAUUGACUCCUUCUGUGGGGGAUGGGCAUUGCUGUUUGCCGCAGUUUUGGAAUUGGUGGCAGUUAUCUGGAUUUACGGUGGCAAUAGGGUGAUCAUGGAUAUUGAGAUGAUGAUAGGAAAGAAGCCCUGGAUCUUCUGGCUGUGGUGGAGAGCCUGCUGGUAUUUUGUAUCCCCGGUAUUGUUAGCUGUAAUUUUAGUCUGGUCACUGGUCACCUUUGAGACUCCAUCUUAUGGUGGUGUAGUAUAUCCUAAAUGGUCAGUCAUACUUGGCUUCCUAAUGGUUGUUUUUUGCCUCAUAUGGAUUCCCAUUAUAGCUAUUGUGAAAGUAAUUCAAGCUCCUGGUAAUAUUUUUCAGCGCAUUGCAAAAUGUUGUAGACCAACUGAAAACUGGGGCCCCCGACUGCCGAAAAACCGUGGUGAGCGGUACAAACAUAUGAAGGAUGAUACUGCCAAGCAAGAAACUGAUGUUGAAAUUCCAGACAUUACGGGAUUCGAUAAUUCUUCAUUUCAGAAAGACUGAAUAUUUCAUCUGUACACAUUUUUUGGACUGUCCACAGAAAACAUGUUUAACUUAACUCAUGGUCAACUGUACAGAGUAGAAAAGAAAAAACAAUAGGAUGCACUCCCUUGUGUGAUACCCAAGGAUGUGGUGGUAACGCUAAGCUUACCAACAAUAGUUGUACUCCAUCCAAGUACAACCAUGGAAGAACGUAUGAUGUAAUAAAAUUUCAGCAGCCACUCCACCUCGCAUAACCACAGAUACAAUGAGAGAUUGCACUGGAGAAGGCGCUG